Molecule: messenger RNA, 366 nt
Organism: Neltuma alba
Lineage: Eukaryota; Viridiplantae; Streptophyta; Magnoliopsida; Fabales; Fabaceae
Product: probable 6-phosphogluconolactonase 3, chloroplastic
Exons: 1
Coding region: 1-366 (121 amino acids)
Biological process (GO): carbohydrate metabolic process
Source: RefSeq, a predicted model, not a curated record
AUGUUGCUGGGAUUGGAACCAAAUGGACGUGUGGGUUCUCUGAUGCCGGAUCAUCCAGUUCUUGACGAGACAGAGAAAUGGGUGGCUUCUGUGGAGGACAGGGAGAAGGAAACGAUCCGAGUGACUCUGACUCUGCCGGUGAUAAAUUCAAGUUCCAACAUAGCAAUGGUGGUGGCUGGCUCUGCUAGUUCUGAUGCAGUUUAUUCUGCUUUCAAGCACGAUAAUCAACAAGAUUCUCGCAAGCUUCCUGCUAAACUGAUCUCACCUGAGGAAGGUGAACUGGUGUGGUACAUGGAUAAAGCUGCCGCUUCUAAGCUCUUCAAGGAAGAAGUCCAUAUCGACAAACGCUCUCAAUUAGUUAGUUAA